Molecule: messenger RNA, 1380 nt
Organism: Paraglomus brasilianum
Lineage: Eukaryota; Fungi; Glomeromycota; Glomeromycetes; Paraglomerales; Paraglomeraceae
Source: the annotation of a GenBank genome assembly
AUGUCUAUGCACUUUACAUUUCGCGAGGAAAACUAUGUAAUUAUCGAAAACGGAUCUUGGCGGCUGAAAGCUCGAAUAGGUGUUAGAGAACGCGAUACUAAUACGCCCGAGGCCCCCACAGUAGUAAGUACUAUUAAGCCGUCGUCUCUUCUUAUCUUUCCCGUGUGCGUUUCCCUUCCCGAGCCUCGCUUUUCGAAAAGACGCGGCUUCAAUACUGCCCUGCUGUUAUUGUUCUAUCUCCCGUGCGAAGUCGGUCAGAAAGUGACGCAGAACGACGAGAAAAAGGAAAUAGUAGAGGGUGCUGUUGAUACGCAACAGCCCGAACAAACAUCGCCUCGUGAAGAUACUGCGCUUGCUACUCCGGAACCAGCGUCUGAGAAGAAAUAUGCAAAAGAACAGAAAUACUAUUGUGGCAGUCAGUUGAAAGAAAUGAAAGACUGUCUAGUGAUUUCUCGUCCUAUCGAAAGAGGAAGUGUAAAGAAUUGGGAGGAAUUAGAAGCGCUUUGGAGGCAGAUACUGCUGAAAGAAUUUAGCAUAAAGAGAGCUAGAAAUGAAUGUCCGGUGAUUACCUUGGUACCGAGCUAUUGGACAAAAGAGCAACAUGAACGAAUUGCACAGAUUUUCUUCGAGAGCUUUAAUAUUCCCGGACUAUAUAUCGCUGAUCAGGCUUUGAUGUCUUUAUAUGGCUGUAAUUCAAUGAAUGGUCUGGUGAUUGAUAUCGGACACGGCACAACAGAUAUCACGCCAAUAAUCGAUAGCGCCGUCCAAUAUAAUGCAAUUCAGACUUUAUUGUUAGGCGGACAGGAUCUGGAUGAGUAUUUGUGUACGUUGUUGAGUUCAGACCCGCAGUUUCUACAAGAAUAUGGCGAGCCUAUAAACGUUGAUUUCGCUAGAGAGAUCAAGGAAAUGGAUAUAUGUGAGCUAAUCGAUGAAGAUGAUGACUUGGAUGAGAGACCAGAAAGGGUUGAAGUCGAGUAUAACGAAAAAAAGUUUUCUGUUGGUCCGGUACGAUUCCAUGUGGCGGAUCCUUUGUUUAAUCCGUCUCUAGUUGGAAAACGGGAAAUUAUGUCGUUACCCGAUGCCAUACAUCUCGCAAUUACUAGUUGUGAAGCAGAUAGGAAACAACUUCUUUUUGAGAACAUUGUACUUACAGGAGGAAUCAGUUUAAUAAAAGAAAAUACUGGAGAAUUUCAGACAAGAGAAAGUAAAUUUCUUAAGAUUCCUGAAUUCUUUGCAGCUUAUAAAGAUAGACCAGACCUCGCAGGGUUUCUAGGUGCAGCUAUUGUAGCAAAGCUUGUUUUCCCCGAACCCAAAAAUUUUAUUACAAAAAUAGACUACAACGAGAAUGGGCCGUCAGUCGUUCAUGUUAAAAGUUAUUAA